Drosophila willistoni is the source of this 1326-nucleotide messenger RNA. RefSeq names its product serine/threonine-protein phosphatase alpha-2 isoform. Gene Ontology annotation, cellular component: cytoplasm; nucleus. The transcript has a single exon. Gene Ontology annotation, molecular function: protein serine/threonine phosphatase activity. The coding region runs from base 139 to 1080 and encodes 313 amino acids. The record is from RefSeq and is a predicted model, not a curated record. NCBI's taxonomy places the organism in Eukaryota, Metazoa, Arthropoda, Insecta, Diptera, Drosophilidae.
CAUUUCAUUUCGAAAUGUGAGCUCAUUUUAUCAUAUGUAUAUGUUUUUGGAAUUGCCAAGCUGUUGUUUGCUCUUUGGUAAACCCCCCGAUCUAUCUCUAUCUUUCCCUGUCACUCAUUCAUUGUAAUUCGGACAAAUAUGUCGCAGCGUAUGUCAAGUAUGAUGGAGGCAUCGAAUAUCGAUCAAAUAAUAUUGCGUAUCAUUGAAGUUCGUCGUCUGAAGCAAUUGAAUCUCACUGAAUCGGAUAUACGUGCUGUGUGUUCGCGUUCGCGUGAAAUAUUUAUGGCCCAACCCAUGCUUCUGGAGCUAUCGGCGCCAGUGAAAAUCUGUGGCGAUAUUCAUGGACAAUUUAUCGAUCUAUUGCGUCUCUUUGACUAUGGUGGCUAUCCGCCAGUCUCGAAUUAUCUAUUCCUUGGCGAUUAUGUCGAUCGUGGUAAGCAAUCGAUUGAGACUAUUUGCUUGCUGUUGGCCUAUAAAAUAAAAUUCCCGGAGAAUUUUUUCCUCCUGCGUGGAAAUCAUGAGAGUGCUGGCAUUAAUCGCAUUUAUGGCUUUUACGAUGAGUGCAAGCGACGUUAUACGAUCAAAUUGUGGCGUACAUUUGUCGAUUGCUAUAACUGCAUGCCAGUGGCUGCCAUUGUGGAUGAGAAGAUCUUCUGUUGUCAUGGUGGACUGAGUCCAGAUCUCUUGAAUAUCAAUCAGAUCAGCCAAUUGCCGCGUCCCUGUGAUGUGCCAGACAAGGGUCUACUCUGUGAUCUUCUAUGGUCCGAUCCGGAUCCCAAAAUAAUGGGCUGGGGCGAUAAUGAUCGUGGUGUUAGUGUCACCUUUGGGGCCGAUAUUGUUGGCAAAUUCGUUCAUCGUCAUAAAUUCGAUUUGAUCUGCCGUGCCCAUCAGGUUGUGGAAGAUGGCUAUGAAUUCUUUGCCAAACGUCAGUUGAUCACCAUAUUUUCUGCACCCAAUUACUGUGGAGAAUUUGAUAAUGCCGGUGCCAUGAUGUCUGUAGAUGAAACCCUUAUGUGCUCUUUCUAUGUCCUCAAGCCAUCCAAAAAGGCUGGCAUGCGUAAAGUGCACACCAAAAGUUAAUAUAAAAUUUAACCCAAACAACAAGCAACAAAAAAAAAAAAGAAAAUAAGAAAGAAAGUCUAAAAUUAAUCUGAAUCCUACCUGGAAUAUAUAGCAAACGGAAAAUUCAAUUCAAUGAGCUCAAUCCAAAAUUUUUGUGUAUUACAUAUUUAGUGGGCGCAUAUUCUUGAAAUCGAAAGCGCAAUUGUAGGUUGCAUUGGAGCAACAAUGAAAAAAUUAUAUGUUUUCCACUUUAUUUUUAUUAAA